AUGCCGGUGGAUGUUCGUUUCGCUGAUAGGUUGGGCAAUAUUAUGUCUUUGUCAAAUGCAUUCAUCUCAACAGGACAAGAUGCAGAAGCCGCUCGCACAAAAGCCAAAGAUCUCGAGGAGGAAACUCUCAAUACUGCCUCUUCGCCAGACGAGUAUCAGGCCAAACUUGAAGCUGUAAUUGAAUGCCUGCAAUCGCCACCAGAAGCUCAUUCAGAAGAACCCCCACAAGAAGCGGAGAUACUGAACCUUGAAGGUCCCAGCUUUGGCAAUUAUCAAUAUGCCACAUUUCACGUGGACGGGCAAAUGUCCACCAUUUUCAAAGCGGAGGCCAAGGACAGGAAUGCUCCAGCCCGGAUUGUUGCUCUCAAACUUACCUAUCCGACUAGGAUGAUUCCUCCACAUAAUUCCGAAAGAGAGGCUCGACUUCUCGUCAAAGCCCGCCAUGAACAUGUCGUACCGCUUCUGGACUCAAUUCAUGAAUCGGGAGGCCGAUUCAUCCUCGUAUUCCCCUUCCUCAGGCAAGAUCUGGAGAAUCUUCUUAGGUCAGGAACCUUCAGCCAAAAACAGGCUGGGAUGGUCUUUCGGGGACUUUUCGCCGCUUUGGAGCAUAUUCAUGCCCUAGGCAUGAUCCACCGAGACGUUAAGCCAUCGAAUAUCCUGCUCAAGACGAUGGACGGGCCAGUAUAUCUUGCUGACUUUGGAAUCGCAUGGUCUCCCGACGACAAAGACUCUGAGGCGGCAGAUUCCAAGUUCACUGAUGUUGGUACAACUUGUUAUCGCCCACCUGAACUUCUGUUCGGCGAUCGUUCGUAUGACACGUCGUUAGAUAUGUGGGCAGCGGGCUGUGUGGUUGCAGAGAUGGUCAAAGACGGUCACCAUGCGAUAUUCGACGCAGGUCCACUGGGGAGCGAAUUGAGUCUAAUCAAAUCCAUACUCACAACGAUAGGGACACCAAAUGAUGAAACUUGGCCUUCGGCGAGGAAAUAUCCUGACUGGGGCAAAAUGCGAUUUCAAACUUUUCCAGCCAAACCUUGGAAAGAUAUUCUUCCUGGUGCCACUGAAUCGGCUAUCGAUUUUGUCAACAGGACUGUGUGCUACGAAUGCUCCCGAAGGUUGACCGCCAAACAAGCCAUUGCUCACGACCUCGGGUCUAGUAUUGGAAGAAGGUGA
This is a messenger RNA of Rhinocladiella mackenziei CBS 650.93, 1170 nucleotides long. RefSeq lists its product as uncharacterized. The transcript has 3 exons. Gene Ontology annotation, cellular component: nucleus; cytoplasm. Gene Ontology annotation, molecular function: cyclin-dependent protein serine/threonine kinase activity; ATP binding. The record is from RefSeq and is a predicted model, not a curated record. Lineage: Eukaryota; Fungi; Ascomycota; Eurotiomycetes; Chaetothyriales; Herpotrichiellaceae. Gene Ontology annotation, biological process: protein phosphorylation. The coding region runs from base 1 to 1170 and encodes 389 amino acids.